CUUUAACAUACUAUAGUUUUAAUAUGAUUUUAUUUGUAAUGCUUGUUAAAAUAUGUGUUUUGUAAAGUUUUAGGCUGAAAUAUAUUCGCAAAUUACCAUUAUUAUUAUAAAGUUUCAUUUUAUAAAUCAAAAUGGCCACUAAUCAUUUGACCAAGGAAGAAAUUGGGCAAUGGAUACGUAAGUUAAUCGAUGAAAAAGUACAGAAAUACGCCGAUAGUGGCCUGGCUGAGCACGUGAUUCGUGAUAUUGUCAGGGCCGAAGUGAAUGCCGAACUUCGGGAAAAUGGUGUUUUAUUUAACCCUGGCACUCCAACACCUCCAAACACGUUCGGUAUACCCAGAAAAUGCGGAUCUACCAUCGCCAAAAGCUACCGGCCCUCAGUUUGAUUGCAGUAUAUGUAUGGAAAAGCAACCACUGGGCGACUCGAUAGAGUGCGGGUGCGGACACCUAUUUUGCGUGGACUGUAUGGGCGGGUAUUUGUCUAACGCUAUUAGGGAGGGUAAUGUCGAGGAUAUAAAGUGCCCGGAUAAAGAUUGUCAAACGGUUGCCCAACAGUUCCUGGUCAGUUAUAUUGUAUCCGAUGAACUGUACGCCAGGUAUGAGUGGUUAUUAUUAGUGGCCGGUGUUAAAGAUAUGCCCGAUGUGGUGAGUGUUUGA
Molecule: messenger RNA, 657 nt
Organism: Oppiella nova
Lineage: Eukaryota; Metazoa; Arthropoda; Arachnida; Sarcoptiformes; Oppiidae
Source: the annotation of a GenBank genome assembly